Symbiodinium sp. CCMP2592 is the source of this 480-nucleotide messenger RNA. Lineage: Eukaryota; Dinophyceae; Suessiales; Symbiodiniaceae. The record is from the annotation of a GenBank genome assembly.
AUGAUAGCUCCUACAUGGGAAUCAUUGGCGAAGAAAGUUCAAGGUCAAGUCAACGUCGGCAAGGUGGACUGUACAGAGUCCCAGUACUUGUCGAACAUGUUCGACGUGCGUGGCUUCCCGACCUUGAAACUCAUUUCGAACGGCAGGGUGUAUGGAUUUUCCGGACGCAGAAGUUUGGAGAAUUUGGAGCCGUGGGCCUUGCAAGGUCAUCAAGGGCAAGAAGGCGACAUGUAUCCGUUUGACCGGCCAUUGUACCACCGAGUCUCCAUCUCUGUGGCCACGCUGCUCGCAAAGUACGGGCUGCAAAUCAUUGCCGUUGCGUUGAUAGCAGUUGGCGCGCUAGUGUGCCACAUGGAACGUCAACAGUCGCAGAGACUGCGUCUACACGAGGAUCAACUCAAAGAGCUGGCGCAACGCCGCGCUGCUGAAACGGAAGGGUCCGAGGCACAUGAGGAGGUAACCUCAAAAAAGGAUGACUGA